AUGACUAAUCUGUUGAUGGUUUCCAGGAGUAAGUGCAUCUCUUGGACAAUUGAGUGGCGGUUUCACUCUACAGAUGUGGUUCUUGUUGACCAUGGAGUUGGUGAGGAUACAAGUCUUUGCUCUGUGAUUGAGAAUCAUCUUAAGCCAGGCCCUUGGAUUCAUAAGCUCAAGCCUUUCUGUGAUGUGGAUCUUGUUUCUCUCAAGCUUUUUAUUCGCCAAUACCCUAAGGGUGCAAAGGCUCCUUUCAAGGAGCUGGACAUCAAGGCUCCUUUGAGGCAACAGCUUGCUAAAGUAGCUAUCGUAGAGUACCCGGUGAUCCAUGUAUAUCUACCUUCACACAGCUAUGACUUUGACGUUAUCAGAGAUUUCGACCAUUUAAACACCACACCUGAUCCUAAUGGUUCCUCCUUAUACUAUGGCCACAGAGAUACAAAAGGUACAAUAAUAACCUCACGAGAAGAGGAAACAGAAGAAGAAUGCAAGAUUAACUCCGGUGAGCCAGAGGUUCUUGAUAUUAUCAAACAAGUCUCAGAGGACAGCAAGGUUGAGGGAGGGGUUACCAAGAAUCCACAUAUUCAGGUUGAUCCACCAGAACAAGGGGAUGCUGCUGAUAACAUGGUGGUUGAGUUUGAGCAAGGGUUAAUAGACACAUACUCUGAUCUUUUCGCGGAGAUGGAUCCAGCUACUGAUGGACUAGAAGAAGGGGAAAUCAUAGAAUGAUGAAUCAUCAUAACAGAAGACAUUACUAGCUCCCAGUGAAACAUUUUGGGUCAGCAAAAGGAUUAUAUGUUCAUGCCUAAGCUCCUUUGUUUGGUAUCAAACAAAGGUUUUAUUGAAUGAGGUAGUCGCAACGUUGUUGUUUGUGUUUUGAAUGAAUGUCAUGUGUAUCUUGAUUGUUACGUACGCCCGAAGUUUUUGUUCAGGCUUAUUUUAUUUUACUAAAGCAAAUAUAUUUGUAGUG
Molecule: messenger RNA, 961 nt
Organism: Raphanus sativus (radish)
Lineage: Eukaryota; Viridiplantae; Streptophyta; Magnoliopsida; Brassicales; Brassicaceae
Exons: 4
Coding region: 1-720 (239 amino acids)
Biological process (GO): snoRNA localization; box C/D snoRNP assembly; maturation of LSU-rRNA from tricistronic rRNA transcript (SSU-rRNA, 5.8S rRNA, LSU-rRNA)
Cellular component (GO): pre-snoRNP complex; nucleus
Source: RefSeq, a predicted model, not a curated record